Oncorhynchus nerka (sockeye salmon) is the source of this 675-nucleotide messenger RNA. Its product is annotated as ninein-like. The annotation marks the transcript as partial. The transcript has 6 exons. Gene Ontology annotation, biological process: centrosome-templated microtubule nucleation; centrosome localization; microtubule anchoring at centrosome. Gene Ontology annotation, cellular component: pericentriolar material; ciliary transition fiber; centriole. The record is from RefSeq and is a predicted model, not a curated record. NCBI's taxonomy places the organism in Eukaryota, Metazoa, Chordata, Actinopteri, Salmoniformes, Salmonidae.
GCCCAGCUGGUGCUACAACUCAAUACCCUCAGAGAUAAGGUAGCUAAGAUGGGGGCUGUAGAGUGUCGGCUCUCCUCCCUCCUGCAGGAACGCAAGGCUUUGGAAAAACAAACCCAGGGAUUACGUAACCAGCUAGCCAAGUCUCAGGAGAGGAACCAGGUGUUGGAGGAAAGCCUGCAGUCUGACCUCCAAAGCGCCCGUCUCAAGUCAGACCUCCGCGUGUCACAGCAAGAGAAGGACGCCCUCAAACAGGAAGUGAUGUCACUGCACAAACAGCUGCAGAGCGGCAACGACAAGAACCAGGUUCUGGAGAUGGCCCUGCACUCCAGCGGAUACCAGAGCCAGCAUAAGAAGCUGUACCAGGAUGAGCUGGCCAGGCUGGUGGAACAGGAACAGCAGCAGCUGAGGCAGGAGAACGAGAGGCUGACCAUGGAGCUCCACCACACCAGGGAAAAGCUGGAGGCAGCCAUCUUAACCGUGAAACAGCAGAGACAGCAGGGCCAGUCCAGCGUGGGGAAGACUGUGGAACAGGAGAAGACUGCUCUGAAGAGAGAGCUGGACGUGAUGCAUCAGGAGCUACUCUCUGCUCAGAACAAGCGAGAGCUGGACAGUCUACGUCAGGAGAAUGAGGGGCUGAAGACCCAACAGGCUCCACUACAGGCCUGGCUUCAGGAG